Mytilus californianus (California mussel) is the source of this 1405-nucleotide messenger RNA. RefSeq lists its product as uncharacterized. The transcript is spliced from 10 exons. NCBI's taxonomy places the organism in Eukaryota, Metazoa, Mollusca, Bivalvia, Mytilida, Mytilidae. The coding region runs from base 76 to 867 and encodes 263 amino acids. The record is from RefSeq and is a predicted model, not a curated record.
GUAAGGAAAGGAUUUCUUGUUUUCCAAAGAGGAUAUACCGAUCAAGAAGAAAAUGAAGUUGAUUAUUUCAUUAGAAUGGCAGAACAUGUGUUAGGUGAAAAGGUGUUGCCCGUUAUGGUUUCCUUAAACAAUUGUGGAUUAAUAAAAGAAUGCAAUGGCAGUGCUGUCCGUUCGUGGAUUCCAAUUCUGCAAUUUAAGAAAAAAAGUUUAGACGUUAACGUUUUAACAACUGAAUAUAAGGAUCGCAAAAGAACUGAAUAUAAGACAAACUUAAAGACACCAUGGAAUGCCAAAAAAUCAAUAUCUAAAGAAAACACCACUAAUGUCAUGAAUUUUGAGAACCAUGAAAAAAUAUCGACCAUUACUGAUGUGCAAAGUAAUUUUGACUUCGAAGCUUUGAUAUGUUAUGUGGUUAUUGGAGUUGCCAUGGUAACCGAAGAUGAAAAAUACGGAAAAGAUACAAAAUUAUAUGCAAAUGCUUUAUCGAUGUAUCUUUUGAAAAAAGGAAAAUGGCGUAUUCCGAAAGAAUGCAUUAAUGAAUUACUUGAUUAUCGAUCUGUUGAAUAUAUCUACGAAGAGGAUUGUAGACUGAAAUUGACGAAUGGAUUAUUCACUGAUUUGCUAGAUUUUAGUAGCUCGUUCCAUGUGUUACCACUUGAACUAGGAAAAGGAGGAAAGAUGACGGAGGACGAAAUCAAACCUGAACUCUAUGGGCUCAUAUUUUUUGCAUUACUGAAGAAAGAAUUUUAUCCUGGGGCAAAACAACUUGUGGAAACGGGAUUUGUUCGCAUUCACCAUCUUUUGGUUGGUUGUCAACUUCUCCAAGAGGUUUCAAACGAUUGGAAAACAACGCAUUUACAAAAAUAAAAUUUGACAAGAUUAAAAGAGGCCUUCACGCAUCGUGCUCUCCAAAUUACUAGAUGCAUUUAUGAGACGGAAAAAAAGAAAAAAGACCAAAAUUCCAAUGAACUAGUUGAAAAUGAACUGGGAGAACCGGUUGGACAUGCAGGUCGACGUUUGCUCAACCAUGGCUAUUUAGAAGAUGCAAUUAAAACUGAAAACAAGACCUUUCUUGAAAAAGACACUGUCAGCAAAAUUCUCAAUAAAAUUUGGUAUGGAGAAGAGAAUACUUCAGGGCACCAGGUUUGGAGUUUUAUCCUUUUAGCAAGUGUGCACUUACUUGUGAUGCCGCUUUUAAUGAUGUGUAUGGAAACUGGUCCUCUUAAAUGGUAUGUGGUUAAGUUAUUUCACUUUUAAAAUCUAAAAUAUGGCACGCAUCAUAAUUUUGCAAAAUCGUAUGACUAAUUUGUGUGGAGUAUAUAUUAAUCAGACCGCACUCAAGCACUUAAUAAAAAGACUAGUUAUCUAGAGGCUAACAAAAAAAAAAAACAAAAAAAAAAAACAA